Messenger RNA from Linum tenue, 1199 nucleotides. The record is from the annotation of a GenBank genome assembly. Lineage: Eukaryota; Viridiplantae; Streptophyta; Magnoliopsida; Malpighiales; Linaceae.
ACUGAACUGCAAUCGCUCAAACGCAGCAGCAAAGCUUCUCCUUUUAGCGCUCUCCUCCCCCUUCCCGCCGGCCGCCGUAAUCGUUCUCCCAGUCCCAAGUCAGUCCAAUCCUCUCGCCGCCCUCAGCUCGCUACUGCUUACAGUCAGGUCGAUCAACUCAACAAUCGAUCUUCCUAUCCACUGCCUCUGCCUGAUUCAUCUUCUUGCUCUCGUGCUCAGUCUCAUGCUGUUGUACCUCUGGUAGAUCAAAUAAUGGCCUCAACUACAUCUCCCCAGCAGGAAAAUGAUGCUGGCGGCUUGCAAGUCCACUGUUUCACUGAUGUGGUAGAUGAACUCACUCUUCAUUUCCAGAUCAUCCGACUUCCGAAGCAGAUAUAUGCUUGGAUUGGUUGUAAUUCCUCUAAGAUGGGUCACCUUUAUGCAGCUGCCCACACUCGUCCUAGCGAAGGAGUGAGCGUCAGCUGUGUUCUUGGUGGUUCUUCAGAUAACCCCGGAGCUGGUAUUGCCCGUCGCAUAGUGUUGAAGAGUGGCCUCAAUGUCAUCCUGGCUUCCAAUAUCCCCAAGAACAGUCCCUUGAUCGAGGCAAACGCCGAGAGGAAAAUGAUGGAGAAGCUCGUUCAGCUGGGCUACACUCGGCCGAGAUCAGAACCAUCUUCAUGAUAAACCCUACUGCGGGGGAGAUUCAUCGUUGAAAACUGAGCUAAAGUACUCGUUUUGGCUUUAUGAUUCCCAGGAGGACGCCUGCAAAUCAUUCUGGUCCCGGCAUAUGAAUCACUUAUCAUCCAGUCGGUUAAUAGACCAUAUGAAUAUAACCUGCUGGAAUGGUUGAUCACUUUGUUGUGGAGUCUGGAGUAGUUGCUCAAGUAUGGAAAUGCAAGUGUACUGCUGUAUGUAUUGCCUUAUUUUGAUAGAGUAAUGAAAGCAGCUAAGCUCUCGUCUUUUUCACUGCAUUUGCUGGUUGGGCCUAGUCGAGCGGUCUCUCGUUUGAGCCCGUUGGGCUGUCAUCCCGCAUUGCAGCCCACUUAAUUACUCUCGUGCACCGGAAGAAAACCAAAACCAAGGGAACAUGGCAGGACACUCUGCUUUUCUAAGAGAACAUAAUCCAGCUGCACAACCAGUUCCGCCAAUCUGGGCUCUUCACUUGGAUUUCUGGCCGGCUGUAAGUUGAAAACUGACGACACUCCCUUAGCCAGUUAUCC